This is a messenger RNA of Panicum hallii, 1736 nucleotides long. Its product is annotated as mannan endo-1,4-beta-mannosidase 1-like. Bases 138 to 1400 code for a protein of 420 amino acids. The record is from RefSeq and is a predicted model, not a curated record. NCBI's taxonomy places the organism in Eukaryota, Viridiplantae, Streptophyta, Magnoliopsida, Poales, Poaceae. The transcript is spliced from 3 exons. Gene Ontology annotation, molecular function: hydrolase activity, hydrolyzing O-glycosyl compounds.
UUGGCGUCUCCUCCUUCCACAGUUCAGAGUUCCAUUCUUCUUCCCAACUUCAUCUCACCACCAUUGCUGGCCAUCCGAGAGGAAGAGGAGAGAUAGACAGAGGCAGCAACACACACGCAGCUCGAGUGCAUAGAAGAAUGAGGCUUCGUGGAGCUCUUGCUCUGCUUCUGCUCCUCUGCAUCCAUGGCGGCCGUCAAGGAGCAGAUGCCGCGCGAGACGGGUUCGUGAGGGUCCAGGGCACCCGCUUCGUGCUGAACGGCAACCCGUUCUUCGCCAACGGGUUCAACGCCUACUGGCUCAUGUCCUUCGGCGCCGACCCCGCCCAGAGGGGCAGGGUCACCUCGGCGCUGAGCCAGGCCGCCGGCGCCGGCCUCUCCGUGGCCAGGACGUGGGCGUUCAGCGACGGCGGCAGCAAUGCCCUGCAGUACUCCCCCGGCCGCUACAACGAGAACACCUUCCAGGGGUUGGAUUUCGUGUUAUCUGAGGCUAGGAAGCAUGGGAUUAAGAUGAUCCUGAGCCUUGUGAACAGCUACGACAGCUUUGGAGGGAGGAAGCAGUACGUGCAGUGGGCAAGAGAGCAGGGGCAGAGCAUUGGAUCUGACGACGAGUUCUUCACUAACCCUGUUGUCAAGGGCUUCUACAAGAACCAUAUCAAGACUGUGCUGACGCGGGUGAACACGAUCACGGGCGUGGCGUACAAGGACGACCCGACGAUCAUGGCGUGGGAGCUGAUGAACGAGCCCCGGUGCCAGUCGGACCUCUCCGGGCGGACCCUCCAGUCGUGGAUCGCGGAGAUGGCGGCGCACGUCAAGUCCAUCGACGGCGCCCACCUGCUGGAGGCCGGCAUGGAGGGCUUCUACGGCGCGUCGACGCCGUCCCGCGCCGCCGCCGUGAACCCGUCGGGGUACCAGCUGGGCACCGACUUCGUCGCCAACAACCGGGCGCCCGGGAUCGACUUCGCCACCGUGCACGCGUACCCAGACCAGUGGCUGCCCGGCCUGGACGCGCCGUCGCAGCUCCGGUUCCUGGGCGCCUGGCUCGACGCCCACGUCGCCGACGCGCGGGACGCGCUGCGGAAGCCGCUGCUGGUGGCGGAGUUCGGCAGGUCGCGCCGGGACCCCGGGUACAGCGGCGACCAGCGGGACGCGGUGUUCGGGGCGGUGUACGGCAAGGUCUACGAGUCGGCGCGCGCCGGCGGGCCCGCGGCGGGGGCGCUGUUCUGGCAGCUGCUGGCGGACGGGAUGGACUCGUACGGGGACGGGUACGAGGUCGUGCUGGGCCAGGCGUCGUCCACCGCCGGCGUCAUCGCGACGCAGAGCCGGAGGCUGCAGGGGCUCGCCAGGGCGUUCGCGCGCGCGCGCAAGCCCAAGCAGGGGCAGGCGGGCAAGGGCGGCAACUGAAGGCGAUGGACUGCUGCUAAUAAGGUCAAGAUCAGGGCGAUUUGCAGCAGGAACGCGUCUCUUUUUUUUUUAUUGUGCGUUUGGGUUAUGGGUGUGUGUGUGUGGUGAGUUUAAAUGGUGCGCGCGCGUCGACGUCUCCUCGAGAUGAUUUGAAGAUUCAUCCGGGAGCGAAGUGGCGUCCUCCUCCGUGUCUUAGAGGGCAUGCUUUUAAGUGUUCUUGUUGAUCACGGGAGGAGCGAAGUUAUGGUGCAAGGCUGUGGAAGAAGCAGCCUGUGGUAGUAACUUAGUAAGGUUGUCACUUGUGUUAUGAUUUAUAUGAAGGGAUCUUUUGUCCAA